CCGGCACACGUCGUGUUUUCGUAUAGACACUUUGGUGGGAUUUGCUUCGUACGAUUUCUUCAGUUGUACAGAUUUGUGUAUAAUUGCAAAUUGUAAUAAAAUAAAAAUAUCGCUCGCUUGUUGAAAAGAAUGGCAAGAACUAAGAGAAAACGCAUUAAGGCUCCACGUCCACCGCCUCCUCCUCCACCAAUUGAGAUAGCUGAGCAACAAUUAGCUAAUAGCAAUUCGGCCUACACUCAAGGUGUUUUCAAAUAUCUCCGAGUGUUGAUACAUGUACUAGGAACUGCACAGUUUAUUUAUGGUAUAUAUUUUCAUUGGUUUAAUGUGAACUGGCCGCAAUUAAAGGAGGAGGAAGAAUUAAAAACCCGAUGGGGUGGCAAAUUUAAAUACCUCACCUUCUUAGAUGUAAUAUUACAAGCCAUAUAUCACUUUUUGGCACUGGUGAACGACAUGUUUGGCACAAAUGCUGUUAAUCCAGAACCCAUGCCAAUAUUGCGUAAAAUUAAAGACUACAUGUUUGCAGCUUGGGCUUUUCCUGUGGCACACAAUGUUAGUAUAACAUUUUGGAUAAUAUACGCAUAUGACCGCGAGCUUAUAUUUCCAGCGGAAUUGGAUGCAAUAUUCCCUGCUUGGUUAAAUCAUAUAGUACAUACAAAUGUAUCAAUGUUGGCUAUUUUGGAUGUCUUCACCUGUUUCCGGCAAUAUCCAAGUCGUUUUGCUGGUAUUAGCGGCACUGUUAUAUUUAUGCUUUUAUACAUAAUAUGGAUGCAUAUUGUACGUUUCUUCUCCGGUGAGUGGGUUUAUCCUUUACUGGAAGUAAUUAACUGGCCAAUGCGCAUAAUUUUGUUAAGCUCAAUGGUUGGUUUUAGUGUGCUUUGCUAUUUGUUUGGAGAGUAUUUGAAUCUAAAAAUUUGGGCUCCAGAACAUAAGGCUAUUGAGAUGAGGAAUAAACAUAAAAUUCACUAAAUUAAAUAUCAAAUCAAAUUAACUUAAUAUAAUUACCAUUGCCGUUUUUUUAAAUGUUGUGUCUCUGUGUCUCUCUGUCUGUUUGUUAAAUGUAAUUUGAAGUAAUUGUAAACAAUAGUUGUGAACAUUUUAUGUUUUAAUGGUAUAUCCACGUUAAGCCAUUUAAUGGUUUAAAUUUUAAAGCCCACUAAGCCAAAUCGAGUGAAUUUAAUAAGAGAAUAAAAGUGCUUGUAGUGAAUUUAUAUAAACGAAUUUCUUG
Messenger RNA from Teleopsis dalmanni, 1225 nucleotides. Its product is annotated as androgen-induced gene 1 protein. The record is from RefSeq and is a predicted model, not a curated record. The transcript has 4 exons. Gene Ontology annotation, cellular component: membrane; endomembrane system. NCBI's taxonomy places the organism in Eukaryota, Metazoa, Arthropoda, Insecta, Diptera, Diopsidae. The coding region runs from base 130 to 966 and encodes 278 amino acids.